This is a messenger RNA of Loxodonta africana (African savanna elephant), 8278 nucleotides long. RefSeq names its product diacylglycerol lipase alpha (gene DAGLA). The transcript is spliced from 22 exons. Gene Ontology annotation, cellular component: cytoplasm; dendrite membrane; postsynaptic membrane. Gene Ontology annotation, biological process: retrograde trans-synaptic signaling by endocannabinoid; diacylglycerol catabolic process; arachidonate metabolic process. Lineage: Eukaryota; Metazoa; Chordata; Mammalia; Proboscidea; Elephantidae. The coding region runs from base 2616 to 5738 and encodes 1040 amino acids. Gene Ontology annotation, molecular function: lipoprotein lipase activity. The record is from RefSeq and is a predicted model, not a curated record.
CAUGUCUUCCUGCUGCCAGUGGGGGAUGGGGAAGGGUCACUGCCUGGCCUUGGUGGGCUGGAAUGGCUGGGAACUGCCACCCCCGGGCCAGGUGGCCAGGACUGAGCAUGGGUGACAUGGGGGCUCUGGCACAGCUCAGGCCUGGCAGGCAGACUUUUCCCCCCUGGCCUGCCAGCCAGCCUGGUGAGAACUGCAUAGGUUUCUGUUGGCCAGGUGCCCCGGGGCAGCCCCAGUGGCUCUGACGAGCCACCACCUAACCCCCUCCAGCAUGUCCGGCCAAGCUGGCCUAGUUAAUCCCUCUGUGGGCAGGCACCAGCUGCCCAGAAAGGAAUGUGGCCUGCUGUGCCCAGCCCUGCCCAGCCUCCCAGCAAUGACGAAGGGGCCCAGCUCGGCCCACUGCUGCGGUUGGGAGCAUUGAGGCUGAGCUGUCUGCGGCCUGCACAGGCUUCUUAAGGAGGUGGGGUAGGGAGGCCUGACCAGAACUGGGAGGGACCCUCAGGGCAGGGCUGGCACCACUUGGUCCUCUGGAGCAUCUCUCUUUAAAGAAAUGUGUCAAGCUGGUUGGGGGAUCAGCCCUCAUGGGCCAGGCCAGGUGGUACGAGGGCGGGAAGACAGAUGACAGCCCUGUGUGGUCACGUUCCUGGUUCUUCCAGCCUGCUGCUCACCUCAUGUGGCCUGGGGCAGGUCCCUGCAUCCACAUUCUUGGCCCUCAUCUUCCUCCUUACAUAAAUGAGGGUAUGCGACUCAGUGAUCCAGAAGGUUCCUUCCUGCCCAGGUGCUCUUCAGUUUUGUAUUCCACACCCUACUCUAGAGAAAGGGGUGGGGAGGUGCUGGGAGGGGCAGGACCUUCUCCUGGUGGGCCCCAGGUAGCCAGGUGCCUCUGUGGUGAGGAGCAGGGCUAGGGUGCCCGCUGAAGCUGAGCUUCCACUUCUCCCCCCACACACACAGCCCCCUCCCCUGACCUAGGCGGGAGAUUCCAAACCAAACCAAUUGCUUGAGUCGGUUCCAAUUCAUGUGACCCCACGUGUUGUAGAGUAGAACUGCCCUCCACAGGAUUUUUUUGGCUGUACCCUUUUGGAAGCAGAUCACCUGGCCUUUCUUCUGAGGCACCUCUGGGUGGGUUCAAACUGCCAACAUUUCGGUUAGUAGUCGAAUGCUUAAUUGUUUGCACUAUGUGGGAGAAAAGACCUGUGUAGGAGGUCAGGUGGGAUAGUGACAAGUUUCCAGUACACAACCUGCUGGCACUAAUUAGGUUCUGUAAAGGUUUUUGCUGGGUACUGUUGAGUUGAUUCUGGCUCCUAGCUACCCCAUGUGACAGAUUUCCCUAGGCUGUAAUAUUUAUGGGAGCAGAUCACCAGGUCUUUUCUCCCACGUAGCCACUGGUGGGUUUGAACCACUGACCUUUCGGUUUGCAGCCUAGUGCUUAACCACUAUAAGCAGUAGCUGGUAUUAUUAUCCUUACUAUCAUUGAGUUUAAGUUCUUAUGGUUGUUAUUGUGGGAUUGGCUGUCCAGUGCCUGCGGGUGUUCCCUGGGAGGAGCACUGUGGCUGGUGUCCUCUCCUGUGCUGGUGUCUUAGCCCCAGGCCUGCUUGAGAAUCAAGAGGUCAGCCAGGGCAGCCGGAGGGCCUGGGCAGGUGGGGGGCCCUGGUGUCUCACAGGAGCGGGACUCUGCUGGCUUGGCUGAGCCACAGUGCCCAUCUGCACAGGGGCGGCCCAGCCCUCUGGUGUUGGCUGGGAGACCUCCGUGCUGAGGAGCGUGUGUUCUCCAAACAUCUUGUUCACAGCAGAUGGCAGCCACACACCCUUUCUCCCUGCAGUUCCGGUUGCACUUCCCUUCCCUUUGCUAGCCCCUCCUCUUAACUUUGGGUUCUGCUUUUGGAGCUAGGAGACAGCCUGUGAACCCCCAGAGCCUCCUCAGACUGUAGGUGAAGCUUCGGGCUUGGGUGCCUGGACAGUUUCCAAAGGGGAGGGAGCCCAGAGACCCACCUCCCUCGGUGGGGAUGCUCAGUCUUGCCCUGAUUCCCACGUGCGCGUGCUCUCUAGGUCUCUUUGGCCAAAUGUACCAGUAGUGUGGUCUGAGAGCUGGGUCCUGGGCUGCAUGGGCAUUUUUUGAGCAGGUGCUAAGUGCUGCACUGGGUGCUAAGGAGGUACAGGGGGUAUAUCCUUGCUCUCCAGGAGCGUCCAGGAAUGGAGGGGACACCAUCAGCUCUGCCUCUGGGUUGGCAGGCUUCCGAGAGCUUCAAAGAAGAGGUGGAAGGCUAGAGCGUUCCCAGGAGAUGGAGAUUGGAAAGGCAUCCUGGGCAAAGGGAACAGCCUGUAGCAAAGGGCACAUGUUCUCGCCCACACCUCCUCUCUCUGUGGAAUCAAGGGCCGCUGCACGAUUGAAGUUGACCAGCCCAGGACUUGGGCCACAGAUGGUGCUCAGCUGAGGUCAGACGUAUUCUCUCCUUCAGACUCAACUUCCAGCCCAACUCUGGGCUCAGUGAUGCCAGUCUCCUCAGACACACGUUUUCCCUGGAGCCAUCACCCGGGAGAGGAGGACCUGUCGCCUGCCCCUGGACCAGGUGCCAUGAGGUGAGUGCCAGGCCCGCUGAGCCUCUGCAGAGCUGCCAGCCAUGCCCGGGAUUGUGGUGUUCCGGCGGCGCUGGUCUGUGGGCAGCGAUGACCUCGUCCUGCCAGCCGUCUUCCUCUUCCUUCUGCACACCACCUGGUUUGUGAUCCUGUCUGUGGUGCUCUUCGGCCUGGUCUACAGCCCACACGAGGCCUGCUCGCUGAACCUGGUGGACCACGGCCGUGGCUACCUGGGCAUCCUGCUGAGCUGCAUGAUUGCAGAGAUGGCCAUCAUCUGGCUGAGCAUGCGUGGGGGCAUCCUCUACACAGAGCCCCGUGACUCCAUGCAGUAUGUGCUCUACGUGCGCCUGGCCAUCCUGGUGAUCGAGUUCAUCUAUGCCAUCGUGGGCAUCGUUUGGCUCACUCAGUACUACACCUCCUGCAAUGACCUCACUGCCAAGAACGUCACCCUCGGGAUGGUCGUCUGCAACUGGGUGGUCAUCCUCAGUGUCUGCAUCACUGUCCUCUGCGUCUUUGACCCCACGGGCCGCACCUUCGUCAAGCUGAGAGCCACCAAGAGGAGGCAGCGCAACCUGCGGACCUACAACCUGCGGCACCGCUUAGAGGAGGGUCAGGCCACCAGCUGGUCACGCCGGCUCAAAGUAGUCCUGUGCUGCACGAGGACAAAGGACUCCCAGUCAGAUGCCUACUCGGAAAUAGCCUACCUCUUUGCCGAGUUCUUCCGGGACCUUGACAUUGUGCCGUCCGACAUCAUUGCCGGCCUGGUGCUCCUCCGGCAGAGGCAGCGGGCCAAGCGUAAUGCCGUUCUGGAUGAGGCGAACAACGACAUCCUGGCCUUCCUUUCUGGGAUGCCUGUGACCAGAAACACCAAGUACCUCGAUCUCAAAAAUUCGCAAGAGAUGCUCCGCUACAAAGAGGUCUGUUACUACAUGCUCUUCGCCCUGGCCGCCUACGGCUGGCCCAUGUACCUGAUGCGGAAGCCGGCCUGCGGCCUCUGCCAGCUGGCGCGUUCCUGCUCGUGCUGCCUGUGCCCUGCACGGCCCCGGUUUGCCCCUGGAGUCACCAUCGAGGAAGACAACUGCUGCGGCUGCAACGCCAUCGCCAUUCGGCGCCACUUCCUGGACGAGAACAUGACUGCAGUGGACAUUGUCUAUACCUCCUGCCACGACGCGGUCUACGAAACCCCCUUCUACGUGGCGGUGGACCACGACAAGAAGAAAGUGGUGAUCAGCAUCCGGGGAACCCUGUCCCCUAAGGACGCACUGACCGACCUGACCGGUGAUGCUGAGCGCCUCCCUGUGGAGGGGCACCAUGGGACGUGGCUGGGACACAAGGGCAUGGUCCUCUCGGCUGAGUACAUCAAGAAGAAGCUGGAGCAGGAGAUGGUCCUGUCCCAGGCCUUCGGGCGGGACCUGGGCCGCGGAACCAAACACUACGGCCUGAUUGUGGUGGGCCACUCCCUGGGCGCAGGGACCGCUGCCAUCCUCUCCUUCCUCCUGCGCCCACAGUACCCGACCCUCAAGUGCUUUGCCUACUCCCCACCAGGGGGCCUGCUGAGUGAGGAUGCGAUGGAGUACUCCAAGGAAUUUGUGACUGCCGUGGUCCUCGGCAAGGACCUCGUCCCCAGGAUCGGCCUCUCCCAGCUGGAGGGUUUCCGCAGACAACUCCUGGACGUCCUGCAGCGAAGCACCAAGCCCAAAUGGCGAAUCAUCGUGGGGGCCACCAAGUGCAUCCCCAAGUCGGAGCUGCCUGAGGAGGUGGAGGUGACCACCCUGUCCAGCACGCGGCUCUGGACGCAUCCCAGUGACCUGACCAUCGCUCUGUCUGCCAGCACCCCGCUCUACCCGCCUGGCCGCAUCAUCCACGUGGUCCACAACCACCCUGCUGAGCAGUGCUGCUGCUGUGAACAGGAGGAUCCUACAUACUUUGCCAUCUGGGGUGACAACAAGGCCUUCAAUGAGGUGAUCAUCUCGCCAGCCAUGCUGCAUGAGCACCUCCCCUACGUGGUCAUGGAGGGGCUGAACAAGGUGCUGGAGAACUACAACAAGGGGAAGACGGCCCUGCUGUCUGCUGCCAAGGUCAUGGUGAGCCCCACGGAAGUGGACCUGACGCCUGAGCUCAUCUUCCAGCAGCAGCCACUGCCCACCGGGCCACCCUUGCCUGUCGGUCUGGCACUUGAGCUUCCGCCCACAGAUCGCCGCAACAGCAGCGUCAGGAGCAAGUCGCAGUCUGAGAUGAGCCUGGAGGGCUUCUCAGAGGGCCGGCUGUUGUCCCCUGUGGCCGCAGCAGCAGCGGCCCGCCAGGACCCUGUGGAGCUGCUGCUGCUGUCCACCCAGGAGCGGCUGGCGGCGGAGCUGCAGGCUCGGCGGGCGCCGCUGGCCACCAUGGAGAGCCUGUCGGACACGGAGUCACUGUACAGCUUCGACUCACGCCGCUCCUCCGGCUUCCGCAGCAUCCGUGGCUCCCCCAGCCUGCAUGCCGUGUUGGAACGUGACGAGGGUCAUCUCUUCUACAUCGACCCCGCUAUCCCUGAGGAGAACCCAUCCCUCAGCUCCCGAACGGAGCUGCUGGCAGCUGACAGCCUGUCCAAACAUUCACAGGACACGCAGCCUCUGGAGGCGGCCCUGGGCAGCGGAGGCGCCUCACCUGAGCGGCCCCCCAGCGCAGGAGCCCAGGGCGAGGAGGAAGAGGGGGACAGUGGGACGGCCCCCCACGGAGAGCUGGCAUUGCACAAUGGGCGCCUGGGGGACUCGCCCAGCCCGCAAGUACUGGAGUUUGCUGAGUUUAUUGACAGCCUCUUCAACCUGGACAGCGAGAGCAGCUCCUUCCAGGACCUGUACUGUAUGGUGGUGCCUGAGAGCCCCACCAGCGAUUACACUGAGGGCCCCAAGUCCCCUAGCCAGCAGGAGAUCCUGCUCCGAGCCCAGUUCGAGCCCAACCUGGUGCCCAAGCCCCCAAGGCUCUUCGCCGGCUCAGGCGACCCCUCCUCGGGCAUCUCACUCUCACCCUCCUUCCCACUCAGCUCCUCUGGCGAACUCAUGGACCUGACGCCUACAGGCCUCAGCAGCCAGGAGUGCCUGGCGACCGACAAAAUCCGGACUUCUACCCCCACUGGCCGAGGGGCCAGCCCUGCCAAGCAGGAUGACCUGGUCAUCUCGGCACGCUAGCACACAGAAGCAGCUGCCAUCUGGGGCCCAGGCUGGAACAGGUGGCCCCAUGGGUACCUGGAGACUGCCCCCAGGGCGGGCAGCUUUGAGGAGAGGCCCCUCAGGGCCAGUGUUGCCUCAGGCGCGGGGAAUUGCUGCUGAGCCGGGGGUCCGCAUCCCUACCUCAGCUUAGGACCCCCAGAGCCAAGGCGAGGGGACCCGAGUCCUCCAGAUGGGAGUGAUGGAGGAGGGGGUGGAGCAGGAAGAGCCUGAGGCAGCCAGCCAGAGUGGGCAGGGCAGCACUCAGCCCUCUCAGCCCGACUGCCCCCCACGGGGGCACCUUGGCAACCCUAUUUCAGGACAGGCAGGGGGCAAGCUGAUGCCCCGUUGCUGCCCACCUGGGGCUGAGGUGGAAGGAGAACAGCCCCUUCCCACAUACUCUCAUCCAAGCUCCAGGCUGCCAUCUGCCCUGACCACCCCCCAGAUCUGGAGCCUGCUGGCCAGCCCCUGAGUGACCCCCCUCUAAGGUGGCCCGCAGUGCUGUGUAUGUUUACAGAAGCUGCCGGGCUUGGCUCAGGAUGUGUCCUGGGUUUGCAAGCCCCCUAUCCCAAAUCAUGUGUUCAGCACCCUCCUCUGAACAGGGCCAGAAUCAUGGGGCCCAAGGCAGACCUGGGGCCUGGAGGAGGGUGGGCUCAGGACCGCCCCUUCUCUGUGGGUGCCUCUCCUGCUGCACCUCUGUGGAUGGGUCCUGGGUACCCGACCUGCCCAGUCUGCCCGCUGCUUCCCGGCUCACCUUCUGCCCCCGGAGAGCCUGGACACUCGCAGGGUGGAAGAUACUGGUGUGACUACCCCUGGCUGCAUAGGAAGAGGAGGGCCCCACCCAACACUUUUGUGUCAUUCCCAUGCCCAGGCAGCCCCCAGCCCUGGGAUCUGAAACCAAACACACCUGUCCCCUCACUCUGCCUGCUCACUGGCCUGGGGUCCCUCCUGGGAGCAGGGCUUUCUCCCUUCCCACCCCCAACAUCCUCCUGUUGUCAGGGAGUAGGGCCAGGAGUGGGGUGUCGUGCAACCUGGCCAGAGACUCUCUGCCCCCUGCCCAGGGGAGGGGUUGGGGGCUCUGGGGCCUCCACAGCCCUCAUGUGAGGCGUUCCUUCCCUGCUGGGUCUGGGAAGCCUUUGGGGAGGUAGAGACCUGGCCUUGCCCCAAAAGCAGGGGUGGGGGAGCCGUGCAUGUGAGUGUGGGGCCUGUGUGUGCAUGUGCAUGUGUGCAUAUGCAUGUGUGUACCAUCCCAGCAGAAGGCGCCCUGGGCCCACCGCCUCCCUGCCCACUGCCUGCCCAGCCUGCACAGAGACAGACGGUGAGCACGGGAGGCAGGGCCCUGAGAACCGGCCCUAGGCAGAUCAGGACAACCUCAGUUUCAGAUAUUGUGCGUUCCCUGGUUGAGCCUGCUACUCUGACAUCUGGCUCAUGUGCCGAGGCAUGGAGCACCUACUGUGCCUUCCUUUCCUCAGAGGCACAGUCCCCCCACUCCAGCCCCCGCACCUAGCCUCCCUGGGGCUGCAGGGUUCCCCUAGCCAAGCCCCCCAUCUCAUAAUCACUGGCAUCUGGGGGUCUGAACCCUCACACACAUAUCCCCCUCUACCCACCCUCCAUGCAGCUGGGACUGGCCCAGAGGGCUGCCCUGGGGCACCUACCCACCCUGACAGAUGGGGACAGAGACUUGGGAGCUGGGCCUCCCCUCACUCUCUGUGCCCCCACCCCUCACCAGUCCGCAGGGAUACCCUGUUGUCGGCCAAGCCUCAACCCAGCCCAUAAGGCGAAAUCAGUGGCUUGUAGAGUUUAAAAAACCAGACAAAACCUUAAAUCCAAAUCAAGUUCUAACAAGCACCCUGGCCAAUAGCAAGGAGAGACUUGGGGUCUGGCCUUUUAAUUUGUCCUCAGCCAGGGCAGUUCCUGGGGCCUCUCAGGUGGGUGUGGAGACCACUCACACCCAGGACUGAGCCAUCAGGGACAAACCCCCCACCCCCAAGACUGCAGCCACACAGUGUUUCAGGCUUGGGGCUGGGGCAGGCUCGGACUCAGCCCUGGACGCCCCAGGGUGGACCCGCCCCCAGGCCCUACCUGCCCCUUCCCUACCCCGCCCCCGCAGGACGGGCCUGCUGCACGUCUCCCCUUUUCCCUACACCGCACCUGGGGGGUCUGAGCCACCCCCCCCAGCCCAGCUCAGCUCAGACCGACCCCCACACCCCUACGCAUCCCCCAGGCCCGCAGCACAAGCGCACCCAGCCGCGCUCUGGCCUGCCCUCCCAGGGCCUGGACAGCCUCCAUAUGCAAUCGGAAGCGGAGCGGCCAGGCCCCAGACCCAUGCACUCUCGAUGUGCCAUUCUCCCGUGACUUUUUUGUACUUCAUGUAUGAAAGAUCCAAACUAAUAAUGCUGUAAAAAGAAGAGACAAAUUAAUAUAGCUUAUUCUAUAAAUAUAUCUGUAUAUAGAGGUUUCUGUAUAUUGUAUAGAGCUGUGUAUAAACUGGAUGUAGGCGCACGCUGACGGCCUUGAGUGAC